CAGAAGAAAAUAGACAUUUUACGGGGGAGUGCUAGCCUAGCCGAGCCAAAACUAGCUUUCCCUGCCGAUUAAAUCCCCCUUUUCUCUUGUUUCUGAACAUGGACAUAUGUAUUUCAACUCGCCGUUUUCAACAUUAAGUAGCCAAUAAAUGUAAAAUUCAAAAAACGACGUCCAGGUGGAACAGACUUGACUUGAUAUAUUAGCCUGCGUGCUAGCUCGCUGGCUGCUGGUUUGUUUUGUCUGCAGCGAGCCUGCCGCCGAGCCGCUGUGAUGGCUGACUUCAGCAGCGGCUUUCUGCCCAAUGCUGACUCGGUUCCGACCAUUUAUACCAGGGAAAAGACAGUGACCGUGGAGUCGUCAGAGCACCUGGUGGGCACAGGAGGGAGCGCAGCCAACAGGCCGUCAUCCUCCCACACGUCAGAGAGCAGACACUGGGAGAACUUCGGAGGCAUGGACCAGAUCACGGUGGUCCGGAUCGACGACUCGCACAUCGCGGGGCUGCAGACGCAGCUGGGGGAGAAGGGCAGGGACGAGGCCGUGGGCGUGGGCGUGGACUACUACGAGGUGGAGUACUCCAUGCCGGUGGAGGAAGAGAGCGCGACGUGUCUGACAGCGGGAGAGUCGCUGAAGGACAUGGAGGAGGAAGAGGAGGAGGGAGUGUAUGUCAUUGAAUACUCCAAUCCAGAAGAGGAGGGAGAGAGCUACCAGUUCACCAUGUCUGUGGACAGACAGCUUCCCACCAAGCAGCAGGUGAAACCCGUCACGUCCGGGGAAAGUGUCCCGCCGAGGCCUUCGGCUCAACAGUCCAGGUCAAAGGAGGAGACGCAGCAGAGGAGGAGCAGGAGGACAGAGGCAGGGAGCUUCUCCUGCUCCGUAUGUGGUGCAGCUUUUAAGACCAAUGAGAGUUUGUUGCAGCACGCGGCCGAGCACGACAGCGCCACGGAAAACCACACGAACCCAAACAAAAGUGAACUGGUGUGCAACCUGUGCCCGCCGCCGGGCAAGCGCUUCAAGAAGAUGUCGGGCUUUGCCGUGCAUCUAAAAAUAAUGCACUACAAGGAGGGGAAGAAGAACUUUUUCUGCACCAAGUGCAACAAAGCGGUGCGCAGCCAGGUCGACCUGGACACACACACGCGUCGCCACGCCAACCAGGAGGCGGCGUUCAAGUGCACCCUGUGCGCGGCCAGCACCGAGACGGGACAGCAGGGCUUCACGGGGACCAAGUGGGGCCUGAGGAAGCAUCUGGAGACGGAGCACCCCGGCGUCAUUCCUCGCUGCGACAUCUGCGAUAAAGGCUUCAAGUCGAUGGCGUCCUACUUGUCGGAUCAGUUCAGGCACGUCGGCGUCUCGCCCUUUUACUGCCCCAUGUGCAAAAUCUAUGAAAUGACUGAGAGGGGGCUGCUGGUGCACCUGAGGAACCACAGCCGCAAGAAGGAGAGGAAGGAGCACGAAGCGGCGCAGUCCGGCCAGAGCCACCCGCCGUCCGCCAGCCUCGACUCCGGGGCAGAAAACUCGGCCACAGACGAGUCGGACUCCUGACCGCCGCCCGGAGCGCCCGGCUCAGCAGAUUGUGCUCUGAGUCACACCAGACCCCGGGACACGUUUUACCGCUCCACGUUUUAUAGACUAGAAAAGUGUUUAUAGACUAGAAAAGUAAUCAACACCAGCUUAAUGAAUAGUUUCUGUAUUUUUCAACCCAGACUGUAUCAAGACGAUGGCUCUUAUUUAUAAUCAUAAAUCGCACACUCAGCCUUCCACACAGUCCAGCAGAGCAGUAACCAUUACAAAUGAUCCUUUCUGAAAACAGGAAACUCACAGCACAGUCGAUUAAAGUCUUGAAACUGAAGAGCAGCCUCAGAAUGAUGAGCGGACAUCAGCCCCCAAACAGAGACAGUUUCUACAACUCCCCAGUGGCCUUUUUUACUGACAUCUUGACUCAGAGUUGAUGUCAAAGAAAUAAGUUAAGGCAGUUGGCACUCAGCGUAACAACCUAAUUAGUCAGAAUAAAUAAAAAAAAAAAAAAGCUUGCAGUCUUCUCUUGGGAGCUGCUGUCCUCAUUAUGUGAAGCUGCGUCCUCAUGUUUGGAAAUCUCUGACAAACAGGCCGAUCCUGAGGAAGAGAAACGCUGAUCUGGUUGCAGCGGCGACUUCUUGAAGCUGCCUACCGGGGAAAAAAAGGUGCAAAUGGUCCAGAAAAAAAAUGGGGAAUAUUUUAAUUUCAAUAAUAUUUCAUUGACUAGAAGCUCGCCCAAUGACAGAGUGUAUAAGAGUGACUUCAGUUUCACAUUCCUCACUGUUAAUCUGCCAAUCUGCACUCCAGGCAGUUACAGAUUAAUUAAAUCUGAUUGGACAGGGAUACCAGAGGCUGCAUCUUAUUGAAUCCACGCCUGCAGCCUGAUGUGGCUCCGUUCAGGGUCUUUGACGCCAAAAAGGUUGAGGAAGCUGCUGCCUGGCUGAGCUCGGCUGCCACACAGGUUUCCAGUGUUUGACAUGCAAAGCGGUCGCCGAAAAAGUAGUUCCAAACAAAGUAAUGAACACUAGUGGUUCAGAGCUGAGUAAUUAUAAAAUAUCAAAUAUCCUCCUGAGACCCAGCCUAUUCAAUUAUGUCCUCUGUGGUGGACAUCAAUUGAUCGUCUAUAUCCUUUUACUAAUUGGAGCUACGCUAUCAAGUCCUGGUGUACAGAGGAGAUCCAGGCCUUUCCAAUGAUAUCUCAUGUGAUAAGGUGGGAUGAGGGAAACACCCACUUUCUAUUGAGCCAAAAUGGCAGCUGCAAAAA
Messenger RNA from Myripristis murdjan (pinecone soldierfish), 2776 nucleotides. RefSeq names its product zinc finger protein 771. NCBI's taxonomy places the organism in Eukaryota, Metazoa, Chordata, Actinopteri, Holocentriformes, Holocentridae. The record is from RefSeq and is a predicted model, not a curated record. The transcript has 2 exons. The coding region runs from base 271 to 1539 and encodes 422 amino acids.